CGGCCGUCCGUUCAACAAGUUUGGACUAUGCCCCAGCAUGAUCUGCAGCGGCAUCCCGAACUAUGGGCCGCUUUUGUGCAAGGUUGGCAAACUUGCCUUGCGGGCGUCCCGACGCCACCGCCUGCACCGAUUCCACCAGCAGUCCGGCCACCUUUUCAUCCGCAUACACGCCACCCGGUGCCCCGGCAGCAGCAUACGCACACGUUCAGAGUGCCUGUGAACGUCAGAGCUUCACCACCAUCAAGGGCUCCCUCUGGCAGCGUAAAGUCGGCCACCGGCUCCACGUCGUCAGCCCAAUCAUCCACCGGGUUGACAUACAAGGAGAGGAAGAAGCAGCGAAUGGUGGAGUAUCGCAAGGAAAAGAGGAAGGAGCUGCAACGCCUAGCGAAGGAAUUGAAAGCUCAGUCCUUACCCUCUUCCCAGCAACACAGGUUGGAAAAGAAGUCGGGAGAACGGAUAAAGCCACCUACCCCCAUGCCGAGAUCCAAACCACCAUCGGAAGUCUCCAGUAUUGUUACGGAAGACAUUCAGAUGGACAUAGAGGACCCGGUAGAGGGAGAAGUAGUGCCAUCUCCCGACCAUCUCAGUGAGGACAUCGAGACCUUCCUCAAUCCAAUACCACCAUCUGCUCCCUAGAUCUCCUUGCUCUUUCCUUCCCAAUCCUAUCUCCUCCUGGGAGUGUCACCCGCUAUCCUUAGAGGAAGGCGAUAGUGAACACCUCAGAAAGCCCGUUUUCCCGAAAGGGACUUAGCGAUGCUAUAAAGGAGAGGAUAUAGAGGAAGAGAAAAGAAUUGUAUCGACUGAGAUUUAGUUCACCGGUUGCACAGCUUAGUGAGGGAGAGUUGACACGGCCCGUAAUAGCGCACUAUUCAUUUACCGUGAAUCAGCACGUUAUCCGGUCGUGAUUAUCAGCUGUCCACCGUCGCACUCAUUAGUGUUGACGAUAACACAAGUUUGUCUUAUCCGGCGGUCGGUAGAUAGGACAGGUCAGGGGGUUUAGCACCGCGAGACACGUCGGCGACUAUGUA
Messenger RNA from Daktulosphaira vitifoliae (grape phylloxera), 1028 nucleotides. RefSeq names its product FYN-binding protein 1-like. The record is from RefSeq and is a predicted model, not a curated record. The coding region runs from base 28 to 636 and encodes 202 amino acids. NCBI's taxonomy places the organism in Eukaryota, Metazoa, Arthropoda, Insecta, Hemiptera, Phylloxeridae. The transcript has a single exon.